Messenger RNA from Coturnix japonica (Japanese quail), 413 nucleotides. The record is from RefSeq and is a predicted model, not a curated record. NCBI's taxonomy places the organism in Eukaryota, Metazoa, Chordata, Aves, Galliformes, Phasianidae.
UCUUGGCCGGCAGCGGCCUCAUUGGCAAUGGAGGCGGCGGAGGAGGCGGCGGGCUGCUCGUUGCGGCCGUUCUCCUGCGAGCAAGGCCCGCUGUCCCGGCCCGACGGCUCCGCCACGUUCGUGCAGGGUGACACGUCGGUGCUGGCCGGGCUGUACGGCCCCGCCGAGGUGAAGGGCAGCAGGGAGAGCCCCGACCGAGCCACGGUGGAAGUGAUGCUGCGGCCCAAGGUCGGGCUGCCCGGUGGGUGCUGCGGCUCCGUGUCCCUUCCGUUCUCAUACCCCAUCACGAUCCUAUAUGUCCGUAUGUCCCCCUGUGUGCCUUCGUGUCCCCUCUAUUCUCAUACCCCAUCACGGUCCUAUACGCCUUUAUAACCCCCUGUGUGCCUUCGUGUCCCUUCUAUUCUCAUAUCCCA